This is a messenger RNA of Penicillium waksmanii, 267 nucleotides long. RefSeq lists its product as uncharacterized. The transcript has a single exon. The coding region runs from base 1 to 267 and encodes 88 amino acids. The record is from RefSeq and is a predicted model, not a curated record. Lineage: Eukaryota; Fungi; Ascomycota; Eurotiomycetes; Eurotiales; Aspergillaceae.
AUGAAACAGGAAAAGGACGCGAACGAGUGGUCUGCCCUCGCCAAUUUCUAUCGUAAAACGGUGGUCUACCUGGGAAAGUCGCGUAAGGUUGAGACGCUCAUGCAGGAAUUGCUAAACAACUUGAAAGGGUUAGCGAUCCACCAGCUGUUCAAUGUGACUAGCCAGGGGCUGACCGUGAAGCUGGAAAAUGCCAUUAAUGAGCUCUCAGCCGUCGAGCCGUCCCUGCCGGACUCGGACUUCGACACGAAGGGUGCGAACGUUACCUAG